This is a messenger RNA of Heterotrigona itama, 1293 nucleotides long. The record is from the annotation of a GenBank genome assembly. NCBI's taxonomy places the organism in Eukaryota, Metazoa, Arthropoda, Insecta, Hymenoptera, Apidae.
AUGCAUGUUUUUUUUUUUGUUGAUGGAAAUUUUGAAGAAAACAGAGGAAAGGUAUGAUUCGUACUUCAACUCUGCAGGCUCUGUAGAAUGUCUUGAACCGAGGUUCAUAAGCUUUAAUUACGGAAAAGUACCGCAACGACUGGCAAUCGUAUUAGUCGAGCACCGUGUACGAAAGCACGAGGUGAAUUCACGUGUCGGUAAGUCAACAGCACUUGCUGUGAUUCUGACAGAAGUGCAGCAAGCAUAACAGAACGAGGGAAAAAAAUCUAGUGUACGAGAACCAUAUUUUUUUUGUCCUGGUAAAUCCAUUUCUUGCUCUUAUAAAUUUAAUGCAUAUUGUACAUGCUAUCUUGCCAAUCACGCUAAGCGUAAACCAAAUAAUGAAAAUACUAAAAUUUUGUUCUGCAUAGCAAUUUCUUUUCUCUAUUUUUGUUAUUUAUUAUCUGUAUGUGGAUUUUAUCCUUAUUCUAAUUUUAACGUAUAUAAUUAAUUACGAAAACUACAUAAUUAGUGGCUUUGUUAUAUCAUAAAAUAUUCUAACAUUCUUUUAAUAAUAGUAACCUUCAACAAAAUUAAAAUAGUAUUCGCACCGUGUUCAUUCAUUGAUACGUUUAUGAUUGUAUCACUUAGCAUCUUCAACACCAUAUUUAUCGCAUUUGACAAUGAGUCAUGAUUUUCGUGAGUAUAGUAAUUUAAGGUAUUAAAUUGUUUGUAUCAUUGAACACUAUCUGAACUGAACUUUAGAUCUGCACUCCACAUGACUCUGUUGCCAAUUGGAACUAUUCAUUUUAAAACUAUCGAUAGAUGAUUCCAUAAAACAGCUGCAUAAACGAUUGUAUAAUAUUUCAACUCAAAGUAUUAAAUUACUGUUGUGACCAAUCGUAUCUUUAAUUGAAAUAAAACCUCUUUACUAUCAAUAUCCUAGAUAGAUUCCAUCCUGCUAUAUUUUCAUCAAAAACGCUGAAUAUUAAAUUUUCAUUCCACACGAGUCUCCCCUCAAUUGAAACCAUUAAUUUAAUAUACAAUUCUAUGUAUAAAUUACACAUUUCCAUUCAAAGUAUUAAAAUCCAUAUAAUGCCUGAAAAUGUAUAAAAUACUUUUUAUAAUAUUUAGUUUUCUUCUCAGUUUUCAUAAAUUUCACAAACAAAACUUUUAUCACCAAUGUCAUAUUCCUUGCUGUAUUGCCCGAGUUUUAAAUUGCAUUUCUACGCGUGUCUUCUGCCAACUGAAAUCAUUCAUAUUAUGGCUAUUUAAUUGCAUAACCACUCACGGAGAGCAUGUGCUGAUAGAGAA